Molecule: messenger RNA, 3208 nt
Organism: Wyeomyia smithii (pitcher-plant mosquito)
Lineage: Eukaryota; Metazoa; Arthropoda; Insecta; Diptera; Culicidae
Product: gastrula zinc finger protein XlCGF48.2-like
Exons: 3
Coding region: 146-1795 (549 amino acids)
Biological process (GO): regulation of transcription by RNA polymerase II
Cellular component (GO): nucleus
Molecular function (GO): DNA-binding transcription factor activity; RNA polymerase II cis-regulatory region sequence-specific DNA binding; zinc ion binding
Source: RefSeq, a predicted model, not a curated record
ACCUUGUGUAAUUCACACAAUCAAAGCUGUUCAAUGUGUUCAAUGUUUAUGUUUGCUGUAAAGCGUCCACAAUACAACAGAAAACCAACAGAAAACAGUUGCUAAAAUUACUUUGAAACAAGUUUAUCCAACUAACUGCACUCCAAUGGAUAUCUGCCGAUUAUGUGCGAAAGCAAAUAGUGAAUUGAUGUCUCUGUUUGCUGUUAGAGAUAGAAUAACUGUGGCUGAAAGGGUUUGUUUUGUUACAUCGAUUGUGAUUGAUGAAGCGGAUUGUUUACCCCAGCAAGCAUGUAUGGACUGUAUCGAACUUACAAUUGACGCAUACAAUUAUGUAAACCGUGUUCGUUACGCAAAUGAUCUUUUGAACAAAUCGGUGUCCAAAGAAGAAACUCGAAUCAGCAAUUUUGAUCAAUUAAACAAUGUGUUAACUGCAUCAAUCAGCAGUGAUGAAACAGUUAGCAAAGAUGAUUCAGAAAACGAAAAUACUCAAGAGUAUGUUUACUCGGAAGCAGAAGAAACACCUGUUCCCGAAGCGGCUACCUUGGAAGACUCAAAACCUCAACCAGAAUCAACAUCCGGUAAACUUAUUAGCCUUCUUGUAGAGUCCAUUCACGAUAAAGGGUCUGAGAAAUGGUUGAAAAUAAAGCUUGACCCGGACGGCGCACAAGUACUUGAACAUUCCGAAAAUGAGGACAGCACAGAUGUAGAAGAAGCUUCAUUUGAACCCCAACAUAUUGACCUAACCACUGCAUUAAAUAUCAAUGACAACCAAAUAAUUAGAUGCUGCAUAAGGAAAUGUCAACUAAAAUGUCGAACACGUGCCGAACUGCUACGUCACGGAGCGGAAGUACACGCCAGUAACAGAACGGUUAACGAUCCUAAUCGACUGUUCGAGUGCGUUGUAUGUUACCGACGUUUUGAAACCAGAACAAAUCUUGUGCACCACUUGAAGAAAAUGAUACGGGACUAUUGUUGUUACAUUUGUAAUAGUUAUUUUGAUACACCAAAAGAUAGAAACAAUCAUAUUAAAAAUUCUCAUCAAAACAUUACUAGAGUAGUUCCAACCUAUCGCUUAGAAGAGCAGCCCAUCAAAAUAUGCUGCGGCUGUGAAGCCACAUUUAAGACUGUUGAAGAACUUUUCCAACACGGCGUCGAUGUGCAUCAGCACCAGUAUUCCUAUGCCAAUGAUGGCCGAGAAAUCCAAUGUAACAUUUGCUACCAAUAUUUUAAAUCGAACAUCACAUUACGAAACCAUCAGAUCUUAGUAUACAAGCCAAAGGUUUUCUUUUGUCCCGAAUGUGAUAAGGCUUUUGAAUGCCCGUCGAAACUAGCUAAUCACACAACAACGCAUCGAAUCGAACGGAAUUACGCUUGCGAAGUUUGCAACAACUGUUUCAAAACACCCGCCGAUCUGCGCGGUCAUAAACGAAUUCACCAAGAAAAGGCUCUAAUCUGCAAUGUGUGCGGUUCGCGGUUUCAUAAAAAAUCCCAACUAAAGUCGCACUUAAAAACCCACGACGAUCAAGCAUACGAAUUCGCCUGCAGUAUAUGCUCGAAACAAUUCAAGGAAAAGUCGAACUGGAAGAAUCAUCUGAAGGUUCACACUAAGGAAACUCCUUUCCAGUGUCAGUACUGUGACAAAAGAUUUCGCUACGGCAGCGACAGGAAGCGUCACGAGAUCAGCCACACCGGGAACUAUCCGCACAAGUGUUCCACUUGUGGUAAGGCUUUUAUCCGGGCCAACCAGUUGAAGGUACAUGAACGCGUUUGUUCAAUGGCAGCUGAUAAUUCCUAGCGCAAUCAUUACUCCCAUCCGCCACCCGGAAGCACGCGCCCUUAGGUUGUCAAAGCUGAAACUACUUUUUGGCUCUAUCUUGAAUUUGGUUCUAUAAAGCUAUAAGAUUGGAGCUCAACCACCAAGCCCAGGGGGAUUCAUCCCAUGUAGGUAUUUCGGAUCUAAAAGAAGUUUUUCAGGUUGGUCUUUAAAUGUUUACUUUUAUUUAACGAAUACAAUUACGGUUACACUGAUAUUCAUAAUGUUUAUUCACUAAGGUUCAUAUUGUUAUCCUUUAUAGUUGUGUUUCAAUUUUACCUACUAUAAUCGGUAGAAUAAUAAUUUAUCUUUCAAGUAUUGUAAACUUACAGAUAUCUUUCAUUCAGUUAAUUUUAACACAUCACAUGGAUACUUUUUUCGUUUGUUUUGCGUUUUGCGCUGUAUCAUGUCAAACUCUUUGUUUUUUUUCGCUCCCAUUAUUAGCAUGUUCUUAUCAAAUGAUUUCUGUGUGUCACCAGUUGCUUCAUCGAUUGUGUGCACUUCACUCGGUUAUACUUCUAUUCAUAAAGAAUUCAUCUCAAAAUUACUGCUUUGCGCAAAUGUUUUGUUUCAUCUCUAUUCCGAUCCCAUUCCGUCUUGUAAUAGUUAAAGCAUUUUUGUGUAUGUUUUUUUUUUUAUUUCAUGUAGUUAGAUUGAUUCUGUAUGUUGAAGACUGUGUCUACAAAUGGGUCAAAGUUCAAACAUUUGCCGAAAGGCAAAAUAAGAAAAUAUAUCGUCUCAUCUAUACUUAUUACACUUAGCUGCUACUUCAAUGUUGUUUCAUUUUGAUUGGUCACAUUUGAAUGUAUUUGCUUGAUUUUCAUGUUCCAUUCCAUGUGUAAUUGUUUGAUAUAUUGUGUAUGAGAAAAAGUUGCCACCUACCCAGCAGUCUAGGUUUUGAUCUAAUUAAUCAAACACACUCAUGUAUUUGCUGAAACUGAAGUACGUUUAGGAUAUACCAAGUUCGCGUUAGUGGUAGGUAUGAUGUGUUUGGCUAUUUUUUUUUUUCUUACUGUUGUUGUUGUUAUGGAAAAUGCAUUGAUCGGAGUGUCUUGUUCGAAACGCAAUCCUUAUUUUCAAAAGAAGCGUUCAACAUCGUUGAAUAUAGUAGUAUAUAUAUGUACGUGUUUUUAUAUGUCAGCGUUAUAAGGUACAACCAUUUAAUCAGAACAUUGUAGUCUUUCGUAUAUUAAUUUCUUUAUUACAUCACUACCCAUUUUGGCGAAGAUUUAAAGUUAUGGUGGAAAAGACUGGUUCAUUCGUAUGCUUAAUAUCGGUUUCAAUGUGAGGGAAGAUAAAAGACACGUAUAAUAAGACGUAGAAUAAACGGUUGUCAAGAGGAACAUGAAGCAAUAGGAGAUAAAUUGGACAAUUUUGUUGCUUUGCAAUACAUUU